GUUUUCUAUAAGUUUAAUUGCGUUUAAUUAUUUUCGGUAGGAAUGGCCCUGACAAAGUUCAAUCUCUGGCAUUGUACAUCACGUUGGCACAUCAACAAUGAGUGAACAACCUCAGCUGAUACCUGGAGUCGUUCGAAAAGCUUCGGUACCCGUCCAACAAACUGUUGCUAUCGGUAAACAAAAAUCGAGCGCGAGUUCUUUAAUCCCCGGUGUAGUCCGUUCCGUGUCCAAACCCCGAGCCACGAAAAAGCCAACCAAUAGCUUCAUUAUAUCACAACCUAGUACCAAAUCUCCACCGAAAAUUGAUAGUAUUACACAAAAAGCAGUCGAAGAAAUUCUUAAAGAAACGGCUAUCCGGAAGGUUUCCGCCGAACAGAAACGACCUUCAGAAUGGCGCCGGUGUCCACUGAGGAAAACAAACAAACAAUUUCUAAACCGCACACUAAUGUCAAUGGUUAAUCACAACGAACGGAUAAAGAAGACAACGACACACCGGUCUCGUCUCAAACUAGGUGAACUCGUGCGGGGCGAUCAUAGUUCCACCAAAUUAAAAAAAAGUAAAUCUCAACAAAAGACAUCGAAACCACAAUCAGAUGUUUCUUCCAGUUCGAUAGUCAACCUUGUCGAUGAUAGCGAUUAAAGUGCUUUUUAUACUA
This is a messenger RNA of Anopheles coustani, 656 nucleotides long. RefSeq lists its product as uncharacterized. The record is from RefSeq and is a predicted model, not a curated record. NCBI's taxonomy places the organism in Eukaryota, Metazoa, Arthropoda, Insecta, Diptera, Culicidae. Bases 98 to 640 code for a protein of 180 amino acids. The transcript is spliced from 2 exons.